Messenger RNA from Selaginella moellendorffii, 563 nucleotides. RefSeq lists its product as uncharacterized. Lineage: Eukaryota; Viridiplantae; Streptophyta; Lycopodiopsida; Selaginellales; Selaginellaceae. The coding region runs from base 4 to 432 and encodes 142 amino acids. The record is from RefSeq and is a predicted model, not a curated record. The transcript is spliced from 4 exons.
GUGAUGGAGUUGCCGCCAAUGGAUCUGGUGACUAAGGUGCUCGAUUCCUCUGAUCUCACCGGUGAGAAGGCUGUGGUGGCCAAGAUGAUGAAGGAAUUACAGGAGAAGCAUCCCAUACAGCUCCAGUACGACGCAGAUGUCUUGCUCCACGCUUUGUGUAAACCCUGGGAAGUGGGUGGUCACGCUUACGAUUUUAAGAAAUGCCAUCGCCAAUUAAGAAUCACCGAUCCAUAUCAAACUUAUUCGACAGACCAAGUCUUGCUUCAAUGGCACGAGAGAGUAGUAGCAGAACGAGAGGCAUGGAACAGGCAAAGGCAGCUCAAAGCACACAUGCUCUUCCUUCUUUCCAAGCUCCAAGUUGCGGAGAGGCAGCGGCGUCGCACCAUAGGUUCACAAGCACUCUAUCUCUCAAUCGUCACCGAGCUGCGUUGAGGUUUUAGUCAAUUCUAUAGCGAGCCAAAUGAGAGAAGCGAAGACUUACGCAUCCCGAAGAGGAGCCUGCUGAUUUCAAAGAAUCGAGCGACAACUUAAGGCUCUUGAUCGAUACGUACUUUGCGAAGAGA